AUGAACUUGGAUUACAAUUCUUCAAGUUCAAGUGAUGACCAGUUUGAUGAUAUGGUCAAUAACAUGAUUUUAUACAACGCGUAUCUUGAAGAACAAGAAGACUACGUAAUUCAACAAGCUGUUCAAACAAUUGUUGCUCCAAUCAUAGAAGCCACUCAAAGAAGAUCUCCCAAAAAAAAAAAAAUUAUUAUUCCAAGAGACCGUGCUGAUGCAAAUCAAAGGUUAAUGAACGAUUACUUUGUUGAUCGUCCUCUAUAUACCGAAGACAUGUUCCGACGCAGAUUUCGUAUGCAUCGUCCUCUUUUCUUUCGAAUUAUGAACGCAGUCGCUGCGAAAGACAAAUUUUUUCAACAACUACCAGACGCAACUGGGAAGCUAGGUGCCUCCACUCAUCAGAAAUGCACAGCAGCAUUGAGGUGUCUAGCAUAUGGAUCAGCAUCUGACGCAGUCGACGAGUACAUCAAAAUUGCUGAAUCAACAGCAAAGGAGUGCCUUGUGCACUUUGUGCAAGGAAUUCGAAAAGCUUUUACGACCGAGUACUUAAGGAGGCCUACAGUAACCGACUUGCAACGCCUCUUACGUGACGGGGAAAGGCGGGGUUUUCCUGGAAUGAUGGGCAGCAUAGAUUGCAUGCAUUGGCAUGGAAAAAUUGCCCACGAGCAUGGAAAGGGUUGUAUCAAGGUAGGUCCAAAUCUGCAACGAUAUAGGGAUGCAACAAUAUUUGCAAAGAGAGCUGAUGCGUGGGAUAGAGAUGUUCACAACUCCUUACAAAAGGACUUGGCUCAACACAUUUGGCACAAUUGUCGCCAAUCAACCAAUGAUGAGUGA
Beta vulgaris subsp. vulgaris (sugar beet) is the source of this 828-nucleotide messenger RNA. RefSeq lists its product as uncharacterized. Lineage: Eukaryota; Viridiplantae; Streptophyta; Magnoliopsida; Caryophyllales; Amaranthaceae. Bases 1 to 828 code for a protein of 275 amino acids. The transcript has 2 exons. The record is from RefSeq and is a predicted model, not a curated record.